Molecule: messenger RNA, 2217 nt
Organism: Acaulospora morrowiae
Lineage: Eukaryota; Fungi; Glomeromycota; Glomeromycetes; Diversisporales; Acaulosporaceae
Source: the annotation of a GenBank genome assembly
AUGACUUUGCUGCACAAUUGCAACAAGAAAUCUAUGAAGCAAACUACAUUCCCAAAGGAAAAUGACGCAAUUCCUCUCGGUAUUUCAAAAGAAGAUUAUGAUGCCGCUUUGAAGACGCAACGAAUGUAUGAUGAGAACAAGGUCUUGGGAAAUAAUUACGAAGAUAUUGUUCCUCGUAUGAGCAACAUGACGUUUGAACAUUGUGAAGAUCGUAAAGUGGACGAAUAUUUAAAUAAAGGCAAAGAUUGGAAUGAAGGGUUCGACGGAAAAAAAUUUUCUCAAAGAGAUAUGAAUAGUGUCGACGACGACGAUCCACCACCUUAUUACAACUUUUCCAGCAGACCCCAUAGUAGCGGCGAUUAUCCUCGAAAGCCUACAUAUAACAGCAAUGCUAACGAUUAUCCUCGAAAGCCUACGUAUAACAGCAAUGCUAACGAUUAUCCUCGAAGGCCUACGUACAACGGCAAUUAUUAUGAUUAUCAUCGAAAUCCUACGUAUGCUGGCAAUAUCAACGAUUUUCCUCGAAAACCUAUGAGUAACGAAAAUUCCCGUGAUGGUUACUAUUAUGACAGCAACGACCAUCGGCGUAAUAGUAAUCGCCAUAAUCUUAAUAAUAAUUUUUUCCCAAGGUCUGCAUUUAACGAUUAUUUUGGUAGUAACCGCCGUGACAGUAACGAUUAUUACGACAAUGAUAAUCACAAACCUUAUCAAAGACCUGCACGAACUAAGAUUAACCUGCCUGGAAAAGAGCAGCGUGUUUUUAAAAUUCUUUUAUUAGGUGGAACAGGAACUGGAAAAUCCACCAUUAUCAAUACAAUGACAAAUUACUUUUUAGGUGGUACUUUAGACAAUAUAAAAAUUGUUAUCCCCUCAAAAUUCUAUAAAGUUACCGAAACAGAGUUCACUAAUGAACAUUCGGAAGCUAAAUUGGAUGAUGUAACAAAGAGUCAAACUACAAAAUGUCACGAAUACACUUUUAAUCAUCCAAUCAAUCCUAAUUACAAAUUUAUCUUCAUUGAUACCCCUGGACUGAGUGAUACGAAUGGUGUAAAGCAAGACGAUCAAAAUAUUCAAGAGAUAAUAAAUACUGCAAUUUCUGCUGGUUCACUAUCGGCUAUUGUGAUUAUCGCAAAUGGAACCGAAGCUAGGGUUACGCCAUCGAUUAAGAAUACCCUAGUUCUGUUAGCAAACAACCUUCCCGAUGAAUUAGUGGAUCGUAAUUUAAUUCUUGUUUUAACAAAGUGCGCAAAAAGCAGUGCUUGUUUCUCGAAAGAUGCCUUUGCAAAAGAAAUAGCAAACCCAAAGCAUAUUUUUUAUAUGGACAAUCAAGCUUUUUGUACAAAUCCACAAGUGUGGAAACAUGACGAGGAUGAACGUCAUACAGUUCAAUUUCACUGGGACAAGUCUAUUAGGACGAUCGAUAAUUUGCUGGUUUCAAUUACCGAACUUUCUUCUACUUCAACUCAAGCUUUUGAACAAAUGAAAAGCUAUAGGAACAAAAUCAAGUCUGAAAUCGCUAAAGUGACACAAGAUAUCUCAAAUAUUCAACAAGUUCAAGAUUCACUUGAAGCUGCCCAAAAGGCUUUGCAGAAAACUGGAGACAAAAAAAAUUCAUUUUCCAACUACACAAAAACAGAAACAAUGUCAAUUAAAAAAUUUGUUAAUGUUGAUUACUAUAGUACCGUUUGUACACUUCAUUUUAAGAAUGAAAUCAUUUGUCACCAAAAUUGUGGACUUGAGUUUGAAUCCAAUCACGGAACCGACCAUUUUAGGUGGUGUUCCUGUAUGGGAUCAAAUUAUUUAUGCAUCGAGUGUGGAUGUGGGCCCUCAAGCCAUUAUCAUGACAAUGUUGCAUUAUCCGAGGAGACGCAAACGAUUAAUACAAUUCUUGAAGAUAUUAAAGCGCAGUACGAUAGUGCAAGUCAACAAUAUCAGAAACACAGCAGUGACGCAAACAAUUACCAAUCAUCACUUUCGACUCUUCAAGCCGCUGCCAAUGCCAAGUACGAGCUGAUUCAUAAACUAUGCAAUGACUUAAGUAAAAUUUGUUCGCGGUUUAACUUUGUUGAUGAGCUUCAUGCGAAUAUUGAAAGUAUGAAACAAGAUUCAAGAAUAAUUCAGAAUACUAAUAUACGACAAAAUGCUGAAAUGGAGAUCAAAAGGCUUGAAAAAUUAGCAAAUGAUUUGUCGUCUAAAGGACGCAGAUUUAAUUCUUAA